CACUGAUCCAGUGGGAAGGCGGUUUUGCAAUCGACUGUUUUCUUACUCAGCAUCCAGACCUCUAACCCAAGGCCACGGUUGACUUUGUCUGUUGACGAAGUUUCUUUGCUUGGCCAGUCCAUACAAUCUCGCUAUCUGUUGAUAGGCUCGCAAGUUCCUGUUAAAGACGCGUCUCCAACGUGGGAUGUGGCCCCUCAGCCCAUAUCUCUGAACCGAACCACAAUGCUACAUUGGCACACCCAGUGAGCGCGGCAUCAUGCGACAAAUUGUUUUCAUCAAUUACGCAGAUGGUCACCAUCGGAAUGACAACGAACAGCAACGACGCAUCUCAAUCAAUGCGUCGAAAACGAAGCAGUCGAAGAAGAAGGUGGUCGGCAGCAAGAAGUGUCUUACUGAUACUCAAGUUGCCAGCGACCAGGUCGUCCUCUUUUCAGCAUCUCGAAAGUACCGGCCUGCAACGUACAAUGCCAUGUCAGAUGCCAAUGGGCUGCUCGCGGAUAGAGCCAUGAUCUUCAAUGGUAUCCAGUUCGAUCCUUAUGGAAAGCUUGCGUAUAUGGACAUUCCGGAGCAUCGGAAGAUAGCCGACUAUGUCCUUCGAUCCUAUGCCUACAGAAUACAGCCACUUCAGCGAGCCAUCGGCUCCGCAAAGAAAGCGGCGGAGAAGAACUUCGCAAUGGCAUUGAUGAGUCCCGAACUGUUCUACGCGAUAAUGGCAAUGGGAUGUGCCGACUACGAAAUGAGAACGACACUCAUGAUCCCAGAAAAUCCAUCACAACGUGUGCUGCUCUUCAAGGGGCUGGCUCUCCAGACACUCUCGUUCAAAUUGCAAAACCACUUUCAGGACGUAGACAUGGCUGCCAUUUUGGCCAUUAUUAUGCUAAUGGGAUUGGACAUUUCCUUUCAGGAUGUUCAGCCGGUAAUGAUACACCGACGCGCUCUACGAAAAUUAGUAGCACUCCCACAAAUUCCUGGCAUGCCUGCGCGUGGCGCUUGGUUGACACACGAGAAUUUGUCUUCGUUCACCAAGAGCUUUCUGUCCGAGGAAGAACCAGCAUGGCACAUUGAUCCAAUCAAGGACAUGCUAUCGUCGUAUUCUUCGGAUCAACGCGAACCACUCCGUUACCCGAGUGCGGCUGAGCUUGCCACUGUCCUGCCGAGUCUCCCCUCCGGCAUCCGAAGCCUGACAUUGAAUGGCGUCUUUAGUAUGGAACUGCUGGACAUCAUGGUACGAGUGAGCCAAUUGACGACGAUUCUCCACAAAGGACGACGUCGAGAUGAACCCCUCACAAGUUUCGAGGCCACAUACGUGGUGGCAUACAGAGCUGAGCACGAGUUCCACAAUUGUAUCGAUUGCUUCCGUCGCAUCUCGAUCCAAGAGACCCCAGCGGGCUUUGCAUUGGCACAACCGGGGGGCUUUAUUAUCGAGCACGUCGUUUGCCUUGCCUUGUUGCUUCUCUGCAACUGUGAAUUUGGAUGCAUGGUUCAUGGCCCUAUCUUCAAAACGGCGCAGGAUGCUCUCCGUACCGUCAUUGAGCAAUGCCAAAUCAAACUAGGACAAGAAGAUUGUAUGAUCUGGGCGCAAUCCGUCGGGCUAUGGGCGGCUGUCCUUACGACGGGCGAGCAUGGUGAGGACGCAGAAUUUUACAUCACGAGGUUUCGACGAGGAUACACCAAACACUUGUGCCUCGAGGAAUACAAAGACAUUCUGAAGAGAUUCCUCUGGACGGAACUCAUGAUGAAAGUAUGCGAACGAACCUUUGAGCGAUUGGUCAUAAUUCCGACAGCUUCAAAGACGUGACGCUGGGAUAAUGAGGCCUAUUAGGGAACCAACCAUUCGGCUCUACGAGACAUCCAACUCAUACAGCGGCUCAAAUUGAGCAUCCAUUCAUUGCCCGUCCUUCCAUUACCGAUGCGGACAGACUGUUCAGACUCACGAUUUGAUCAAUGUCUGCGGAGGAGAUGGGUUUCAAAAGUGGUGGCCAAUACGCAAACCGUGGCAUGACUGUGGUCGUUGGGGAUCGAGUUCAUGUCUUUUGUUCUGGGUCGGAGGGAAUAUACCAGAGAAAGGAGGCAAACACAGCCCAGUGACGUGUACCAGGACCCGUGGCGGUUCUGCCAACUUUCUACCAAAGCAAGGUGGUCGCUGAGUGAGUGAUCAACCCGUGCAAUCUUCCGCAAUAGGCGGAGACCGAGGGUGUCUACAGAGCUAUAGCUUAAACUGUGU
This is a messenger RNA of Exophiala oligosperma, 2224 nucleotides long. RefSeq lists its product as uncharacterized. The record is from RefSeq and is a predicted model, not a curated record. The coding region runs from base 257 to 1798 and encodes 513 amino acids. The transcript has 6 exons. Lineage: Eukaryota; Fungi; Ascomycota; Eurotiomycetes; Chaetothyriales; Herpotrichiellaceae.